CCAUUCAUUUAAAUCCAAAGAAAAAAGCCACCCACCGCGUUCUUCACGAUUCUCUUGUCAAUUGUUUUUCUUUUUUGUAAUUUUUCUUUACAAAAAGUCGCAUCUAAUUUGUGACCGCCAACUGUACAAGAAACUUCCCCGUGAUUUCUUCGUUGAAUCGAUGCGAUUGGAUCCCAAUAAUUUGUUCUUUUUUUGUGAAUUGGCCGGGUUUUAGUAGGAUUUUUUAUUAGGGUUUUCCUUUUUUUGGUUUCGAUGUUGCUGAUGGCGGAGGAUAAGUAUAAUGAUAGCUUCGCUGAUUGUAAGUUCAAUGAUGAUUUCGCUGGCGAUGGUCUCAGCAUGGAUAUCGACAGCUUGAUUCGUAUUCUUGAGGAGAGGUCUGAUGAUCCUCCGCAGAGUAAUCCAAAAGAUCUAUCACCUAGAAAUAUGUCUCAGAGGAACUCGGGUCUCCAAUCCAUCCAGUUUCAGAGUGAUUCACCUUCCUUGGGGUUUACUUCUGGUGGCUCAUUUGAUUAUCACGGGAAUUUAGAACCCUCACCGGUCCAAACAUCCUCUGCUAGUUUGAAAGAGUGGUCUGCUUGUCAAGGGACAUCCUACAGAGAGAGGGCUGAAAUGUCUCUGCUUGAGAUGCCCAGCUGUAGUACAACAUCUAGUUUUACUGAGAUAGAUGGCAACCAUGUGUUAGAUCACGGAGAUAAUUUAAAUUUUGAUCUUGUGGAUGAUGAAACUAGCUUAUGGUCCAUCAAUACUAAAGUGGAGUUUGACUUCAAAAAUGCUUUGCAAAGACCUGCUGAUGAGAAUACAAACAUAACAUUUGAUCAGUAUGGUGAUUUUCUAACUAAUUCAGUGACAAGCCUUGAAGCUCCUGAUAUUGAGGUAGCUAGGUCUGUGGAGUUUUCUUCCUUUGAUGCAGCUAUGAGUUCACACAAUCUUACUUCUAAUAAGUCUAUCAUCUAUCAUGGUUCUGAUAUGGUUAGUGAUGUUAGUGGUCCUUCUUCAGUUAUACCUCAUUACAUGAAUGGAAAUGAUCCAUAUUUUGCUGAUUCCUCAAUGCAACACUUGCGUGGUUCCUUCAAUUUUAUGUUUGAAGAAAAUAAGGAGGGUGAAGUUCUGGAAUUUCCCACUGAGAGUGCAUACUCAAGUAGUAGGACAAUCUAUGCUCAGGGAAGAACUGAUAAUGGAUCUGUGUCACAGCUCUCAAUGACUGCUUUCUCUGAUGUAAAGCCUCUACAUUGUCAAGGUGACGGGAAUGGACGUGUUUUACCAGCCUAUAGCAAAUUUUCUUACAUUGCCGCUGAUGAGCGCAUUGAUGAAAAAAGAUCGGUGCAGUCAUUCCCUCAUUCUCAUCCCCGUACUUCAGAAAACAGUCAAGUAGUUUUUGUAAAGAAUGAACAUAACAAAUUGAUUACAUCUGGCAACAUUUUCUCCGAUUCUGCUGAACCUUUAAAUGAAGCUAACCUAAGAAAGUAUAAUGGCAGAGAUGCUGAUUCACUUGAUGAAGCCUUAAAGCAUUCACCUGACAUUUAUUCUUCUAUAUCUAAUCAGGAGUUUAUGGUUUUUGGCAAGGAUGCUCGUCACGAUAUAAAUGUUAGUAGUAAAUCUUUGUUUGGUGAUGACCAUUUGAAUUUAGCCUCAGAGCAAUAUUUUUCCAGUGCUCACCCAAUUACUUCAACCAAGGUGCAGUUAAGUUGUUUUCAGGAUGGAAGAGAGAAUAAGUUGAUUCCUUGUAGGAAUUUUGGUCUUUCAAAAGUCAGCCCUGAAUCUAUUCAUAGCAAUUCCUCAGAUUGCGGAUCCCAUGUUUAUGAUGACCCUGAUAUAUGCAUUCUUGAAGAUAUUAGUCAACCAGCCAGCCCAAACCAAUCCCUGGUGCUUGUGAAGAAGACUUCAAAUUUGCUGAAUACAUCUGGUACUCAGCCUCAUAACUCAGGAGUGGGGGGUAUCAGGCUUAAGGGAAAUGAUGAACAGUUAAUUUUUCAGGAGGCAUUGCAGGGCCUUUCUCAGCCAAAAUCUGAAGCUAGUCCUCCAGAAGGUGUUUUGGCAGUACCUCUUCUACGACAUCAGAGAAUUGCUUUGUCAUGGAUGUCCCAGAAGGAGAAAGCUGGCUUACACUGUUCAGGAGGAAUUCUUGCAGAUGAUCAGGGAUUAGGAAAAACUGUGUCAACAAUUGCACUUAUUCUUAAUGAGAGGCCUUCUCCAUCUUCUACAGCAUCUUCUCAAGAUAUGAGAAAGGUUGAGCUGGAAACACUAAAUUUGGAUGACGAUGAAGAGGUGAAGCAAGAUUCUGAUAACAAUCAAGUUAUGUUAAAUGGUGCUUCAAAUAAAAGCUCUAAUCUACCAGGGAAAGAAAAGGGAAGGCCAGCUGCCGGAACUCUUAUUGUAUGUCCCACAAGUGUACUGCGGCAGUGGGCAGAUGAGUUGCAGAAUAAGGUGACAAGCAAAGCAAAUCUCUCUUUUCUAGUGUACCAUGGAACCAACAGGACAAAGGAUCCUUUUGAGUUGGCAAAAUAUGAUGUUGUCCUUACUACAUAUUCAAUUGUUAGCAUGGAGGUCCCAAAGCCGCCUCCUGUUCACGGAGAUGAUGAUGAGAAAGGGAAGUUGGAAGGUGGCAGGGCUUCAUCUCUGGAUUUUCCACCAAGCAGAAAAAGGAAAUACCCGCUUAGUUCUAAUAAAAAAGGAGUGAAACACAAGAAGGGGGUGGAUGAUUUGCUUCUUGAUUCUGCUUCUCGACCUCUCGCAAGAGUUGGAUGGUUUAGAAUUGUUCUAGAUGAGGCCCAAAGCAUUAAAAACCAUAAAACUCAAGUUGCUAGGGCCUGUUGGGGCCUUCGUGCUAAACGUAGAUGGUGCUUGUCUGGGACUCCAAUUCAAAAUGCCAUUGACGACCUGUAUAGCUAUUUCAGAUUUCUGAGAUAUGACCCAUAUGCUGCUUACAAAUCAUUCUGUUCUUCCAUAAAGAUCCCGAUUACUAGAAAUCCAGCAAAAGGCUAUCCAAAAUUGCAAGCUAUCUUGCAGACAAUAAUGUUACGCCGCAUGAAAGGCACUAUUCUUGAUGGGAAACCUCUAAUUAACUUGCCACCAAAAGUGAUAGAACUGAAAAAGGUGGAAUUCACAAAGGAGGAACGUGACUUCUAUACUAGACUGGAGACUGAAUCACGUGCUCAGUUUAAUGAGUAUGCCGCUGCAGGAACUGUCAAACAGAACUACGUGAAUAUCUUGUUGAUGCUUUUGCGUCUUCGCCAAGCCUGUGAUCAUCCUCUUCUGGUCAGAGGUUUUGAUUCAAACUCCUCAUGGAAAUCGUCAAUUGAGGUUGCAAUGAAGCUUCCCCAGGAGAAGCUAACAUUUCUUCUGAGUUGUUUAUCAUCUUUGGAACUCUGUGUCAUCUGCAAUGAUCCACCGGAAGAUGCUGUUGUCACUAUCUGUGGUCAUGUUUUCUGCAACCAAUGCAUCUCUGAACAUCUUAAUAGCGAUGACAAGCAAUGUCCCACCAAAAAUUGCAAGGUUCAACUAAAUGCGUCUUCUGUGUUUACAAGUAACUGUUUAAGCAGUUCUCUUUCUGAGCAGCCUGGUCAGAAUAAGCCUCGUGAUUGUUCUGGUUCAAAAGUUGUUGAGGUAUUUGGACCUUGUUCUGAGGAUAAUUUGUAUGGUUCUUCCAAAAUUAAGGCUGCCCUUCAGGUCCUUAAAUCACUAGCUAAGCCUCAAGAUCAUAGAUCAAGGACUAGUGGCUGUCCAGAAGGUUCCUCUGAUCUCCAUUCUGGGGAUUCAAUAAAUGUCGUUCCUGAUGAAAAGGAUCUGCUUAUGGGUGAAAGUUUGAAUAAUUCCUGUAAGGUACCUGGGGAGAAGGCUAUAGUGUUUUCCCAGUGGACAAGGAUGUUGGAUAUAUUUGAAGCCUGUCUUAAAAGUUCUUCCAUCCAAUACAGAAGACUUGAUGGAACUAUGUCAGUUGCUGCUAGAGAUAAAGCAGUGAAAGAUUUCAACACCCUACCAGAGGUAUCAGUUGUGAUUAUGUCUUUAAAAGCUGCCAGUCUUGGGCUGAACAUGGUUGCAGCUUGCCAUGUACUUCUGCUUGAUCUGUGGUGGAACCCUACAACUGAGGACCAGGCAAUUGAUAGAGCACAUCGAAUUGGGCAGACUCGCCCAGUAAGCGUUUUGCGAUUAACUGUGAAAGAUACAGUUGAGGAUCGUAUUUUAGCUCUUCAGCAAAAGAAGAGGAAGAUGGUUGCCUCAGCAUUUGGGGAGGAUGAAACUGGAGGGCGUCAGGCCCGACUUACAGUAGAAGACUUGGAAUACUUGUUCAUGGCCUGAUAUUCAACUUCUUAUAGCUACAUUGUUAAUUUACAUUCCGACAUUGUUUACGCUUGAAUCGGAUCACCCAUUUCUUCCCGUAGAACACCAUUUCGUGACCCAUCUUCCGUCUCGACGUCAAGGAUUAAGGCUUUUUCAACACACUGUUAAUAUUAGGAGAGGAUUCUCAGAAUCCCCUUGGUCACAGCAGCAAAUUUUUGUUUCGGUUUUGGCAUGGCCAUUGAUAGUUCUCAAACCUCUCACCGCCGCUGACAUUGUAUAUGGAUUUAGGUCUCUUCUAAAGAUGGUAUAGAGUUGGAACUGGUCCUUCUUUUAGUUAAAGUUGUAAAUGAUAGGUCUCCGUUUUGUUAUUCUUUUUUU
Molecule: messenger RNA, 4656 nt
Organism: Hibiscus syriacus
Lineage: Eukaryota; Viridiplantae; Streptophyta; Magnoliopsida; Malvales; Malvaceae
Product: helicase-like transcription factor CHR28
Exons: 12
Coding region: 253-4296 (1347 amino acids)
Molecular function (GO): metal ion binding; ATP binding; ATP-dependent chromatin remodeler activity
Source: RefSeq, a predicted model, not a curated record